AUGGCACAGCGGCUGUUGAAGCAAGCUCCAACAUGGCGGUCCUUGCACGUGGCCAGCCUUUGGGCAAAGCAUAGGAGCAGACCACUCUCGUGGCUCCAACUGCGAAGUUGUGGGAGCGAAAGCGAGAUGGCGGGCGUUCACAAAAGCCCAAUUGUCCAGCUCCUGUGGAAAGAGAGGGCGAAUUUACAGCGAGUCACUGCAGACGGAGGCCAGAUGCAGGAGAAGCUCUUGACCAAGACGGCCAGAGAUUCCCGCGUUGCUGUUUCCUACAACUUCAAAGAUGAUUCGCUUUUGAAGGAGCAGUACGCCAACUUCAACGGCUUGAUACAAUUUAGUAAACUUUUCGAGGAUCUGGAUGCUUUAGCCGGCAACGUUGCGUUCAAGCAUUGUGAUGACGACGACCCGGAGACAAGAAUGCCGCAUUUGGUAACAGCCUCUGUCGAUCGGAUCCGUCUGGCACCUUCUAUUGCCAUUACGUUGGACCAGAAUUACGAGAUGUCUGGCCAGGUCUCGUGGGUGGGCAGUUCAUCGCUGAUCAUCCACAUGAAGCUGACGCGUGAAGCUGAUGCUGUCGACGUCCUGGUGGCCAACUUCACCUUUGUGGCGCGGGACAUCAUGUCCGGGAAGAGCUGCAAAGUGAACCGCCUGGAACCAGAAACUCAGGAGGAGAAGAGACUCUUCCAGCUUGCCGAUGACAAAAACACAGCCAGGAGACUGGCUCGUGCAGCUGGGAAGGCUGCUGCAGGUACGGAGGUGGACGCAACCCAAGCGGCAUUGGCCAAGGAGCUGCUGGAUCAGGGGCGGCUGCUUCAGGACAUGCCUGGACUUGCAGUGGGCGAUGCUGUCCUCAUUCACCAGACACAGCGGGAGACCAUGAUCAUCUGCCAGCCACAGCAGCGCAACACCGCUGGACGCAUGUUCGGUGGUUACCUUAUGAGGUGUGCCUAUCGCUGUGCAUUUCCAACGGCGUACAUGUUUGCCGGGUCGUUCCCUCACUUCGUGGAGGUGGAUGAGGUCAGCUUCAUUCAUCCUGUUGAAGUUGGAGAUAUCUGUGAGUUCAACGGACGGGUCAUGCUGACGUACACGAAGGUGAGGCCGAUCCUGCAUGUGGAGGUCACGGCAUCUGUGCUGAAGCCUGACCAGAAAUCUAGUUUGGUCACCAAUGUCUUCAACUUCGUCUUCGAGUUAAGGCCGAAGCCUGGACAAGCUCUUCCGGUCAUCAAGCGGGUUUUCCCGGCAACGAACACGAUUGCCCAGAGAGUGGUCGCCAUUAUGGCGCGGCACGUCUUGGACGUCUUCAAAAUUGGGCAGGCUCGUGUCGUGGUGGUAGCCAACGAGAGCCGGAACCGAGCAAACCAGGUGGCUACUGCCAUCCGUUCCAAAUUUCCAGAGCUGCCGAUGAUCGUCAGAGCAAAGGACUCUGAGCACAAGCAGUGGCUGGAAAGCACGCUGGGCGUCAAGGCCCUGAUGCCAGCCAUGAUCGCCGUGCGAUUCGGCACCGAAGUCAUGCAGCUGCUCGGCUACCCCGAGGAUGAGGUGAAGGCUCUGCUGCAGGCACGGAGCUCCAAACAUCUGCUCCGUGUGUUGUAA
Molecule: messenger RNA, 1590 nt
Organism: Symbiodinium sp. CCMP2592
Lineage: Eukaryota; Dinophyceae; Suessiales; Symbiodiniaceae
Source: the annotation of a GenBank genome assembly